AUGUGGUUAUGUGAGCGCUUCGGACACCUGAGAAGCAAUUUGACCGCCACUUCAGCGCCGGUCGACUCAAACACACGAUACACGCCGUCAGUGACGGCCAUAAGUAAUGGUAAACGAACCUGGAGUUACAAAUACAUCAAUGGCUAUAUGUGGAUAUAUCCAUUAUUUGUGAAAGGCGUGCAAAAUAAUGGUUUGGAUUUUGCGGACAUGUGUCGGUGCUCUCAAUACGACGCCUCCAAGUAUUUGGAAUGUGUAAUUCGAACGGCACAGCCAUUACUACUCGGAUAUGUACUUGAUUAUUUUGCAGGCGUUGAUCAUAUAAGAUAUGACCAUGCUUGUAUGGCUGCCGUGGGUGUGUGUCUGUGCAACUUAUUAUACGUAAUGUUUUAUUCGGCCACUUCGACACGUUUUGUACAAUUGGGAAUGCGCGCCCGUACGCCAUGCUGUGCACUUAUAUAUAAAAAGUCACUUAAACUAAACCAGUUAUCAAUGGGAAAGACAACUGUGGGUCAUAUUAUUAACCUACUGUCUAAUGAUGCGAGUCGAUUUGAUUAUGUACAGCUCCACUAUACGCCAACGGCCAUCGUUACAUAUAUAAUGUACACAUAUAUGGGAUGGUCAAGCAUGGUGCCAGUUGGUUUAAUAAUUUUACUUAUUGCAUUUCAAUUCACUAUGGGCAACAUGUUUUCAAAAUUUAGAUUAAUGACCGCAAAGCUCACUGACACUAGGCUGCAAUAUAUGGUUGAGAUCAUAUCAGGUAUGCGUAUCGUUAAAAUGUAUUCCUGGGAACAGUCCUUCGCAGACCUCGUGGCUGAGACACGAAAACAGGAAGUGUCGUAUUUACAGAAAUCUUGCUUUUUAAAGGCAAUCAACAUGUCGAUGUAUAGUAUGGCAACCAAGUUGAUUUUAUUUGCAACUUUUAUUACCUUGGUACUCACUGGUAGUGUACUGAACGCUAAGACUGUAUUUGUAUCGAUGGUGCUAUUAGACUCUGUAAGAGACAAUAUGACAUGGUGGUUUCCACUAUCAAUUGCUUGUGGCGCCGAGUUAUUAGUUUCAUGUGACAGAAUUGAAAAAUUUUUACAAUUAGAAGAAACACAAAUAAAAUCCAUUCAAAACCCAAAUAAUUCAUGUAAUAGUGAAACAAAUGGCAAACAAUCGCCCGAAAUGUCCAUUAAUAACAUAACCGCCAAAUGGAGUGAAGAAAGUCCGUAUCCAACCCUUCAGAAUAUUUCGCUACAUUUAAGACCCGGAGAUUUAUUGGCUGUUAUCGGACCGGUCGGGGCGGGAAAGAGCUCACUUUUGAUGACAAUUUUGAAAGAACUGCCGCUUCUGUCGGGGAGUAUAGAAACUGUGGGAUCGAUAAGCUAUGCCUCACAGGAGUCCUGGAGUUUCAACACUAGUGUCCGAAAUAAUAUACUUUUUGGUAAACAAUUUAGCGAAUCCCGGUAUAAUCGAGUGGUAGAGGUGUGCGCUUUGGAGCGAGACUUUGAGAGAUUCCCGUUCGGAGACAAGACAUUAGUCGGUGAGAGAGGACUACAGUUGUCGGGCGGACAGAAGGCCCGCAUAGGGUUAGCCAGAGCUCUGUAUCGAAACUCUGACAUUAUAUUAAUGGACGACCCGUUGAGUGCUGUCGACACUAGUGUUGCCGAACAUAUAUUUGAUAAGUAA
Medioppia subpectinata is the source of this 1671-nucleotide messenger RNA. The record is from the annotation of a GenBank genome assembly. Lineage: Eukaryota; Metazoa; Arthropoda; Arachnida; Sarcoptiformes; Oppiidae.